Molecule: messenger RNA, 922 nt
Organism: Cinclus cinclus
Lineage: Eukaryota; Metazoa; Chordata; Aves; Passeriformes; Cinclidae
Gene: FOSB
Product: FosB proto-oncogene, AP-1 transcription factor subunit
Exons: 4
Coding region: 1-906 (301 amino acids)
Biological process (GO): regulation of transcription by RNA polymerase II
Cellular component (GO): nucleus
Molecular function (GO): RNA polymerase II cis-regulatory region sequence-specific DNA binding; DNA-binding transcription factor activity, RNA polymerase II-specific
Source: RefSeq, a predicted model, not a curated record
AUGUUCCAGGGCUUCCCCGGGGACUACGACUCGGGGUCCCGCUGCAGCUCGUCGCCCUCGGCCGAAUCUCAGUACCUGUCGCCGCUCGACUCCUUCGGGAGCCCCGCGGCCGCCGGGGCCGCGCAGGAGUGCGGUGGCCUUGGGGACAUGCCCGGCUCCUUCGUGCCCACGGUGACGGCCAUCACCACCAGCCAGGACCUGCAGUGGCUGGUGCAGCCCACGCUCAUCUCCUCGGUGGCCCCGGGGGCUCCAAUGGCUCAGCCGCCCCCCCUCGACCCCUACGACCUCCCCGGGCCCAGUUACUCGACCCCCGGCCUGGGCGCCUUCGCGGGACCCCCGGCCCCGACCCCCGCCCGGGCCCCCCGAGCUCGGCCCCGGCGCAGCCGCGAGGAGACGCUGACACCAGAGGAAGAGGAGAAGAGGCGCGUGCGGCGGGAGAGGAACAAGCUGGCGGCGGCCAAAUGUCGGAACCGGCGCCGGGAGCUGACGGACCGGCUGCAGGCGGAGACGGACCAGCUGGAGGAGGAGAAGGCCGAGCUCGAGUCCGAGAUCGCGGAGCUGCGCAAGGAGAAGGAGCGCCUGGAAUUCGUGCUGGUGGCCCACGCGCCCGCCUGCAAGGUCCCCUUCGAGGACAUCGGCGCCGUGGGUGCCGGCCCGGCCGAGGUGAGCAGCCCGGGCAAGGCGGGGACCGUCGCUUUCCUGCCCCCGGCGCCGUUCCAGGGCCCGCAGGGUCCCUUCCCCGGCUGCUGCCUCCCGCCCGGGGUCCCCGCGGGACCCCCUAACGCGACCCCCGCGUUUGUGUUCACCCACCCAGAGGGAGCCACGUGUGGAGCCUCGCACCAGCGGAGCAGCAGCAGCGACCAGUCCUCGGACUCCUUGAAUUCUCCCUCGCUCCUCGCGUUGUGAAAGGGGUGUCUCCACC